Messenger RNA from Stegodyphus dumicola, 1215 nucleotides. RefSeq lists its product as uncharacterized. The record is from RefSeq and is a predicted model, not a curated record. Gene Ontology annotation, molecular function: nucleotide binding; DNA binding; DNA-directed DNA polymerase activity. Lineage: Eukaryota; Metazoa; Arthropoda; Arachnida; Araneae; Eresidae. Gene Ontology annotation, biological process: DNA replication.
AUGAGCACUUCAGCCCGACAAGCAUUUCUGUCCUGGCAUGAAGCACACAAGGGGGAUGUGUUUAACUUUCAAGAUGAGAUGCUGGCCUAUUGCAGAUCGGACGUGGAUAUUCUUCGCCGCUGUUGUCUGCUGGAGUUUCGAGCCCAGUUUUUGGAUGUGGCGAAUGUGGAUCCAUUCCAAUACGUGACCAUUGCGUCAGCCUGUAUGGCAACGUAUCGGAGUGGCCACAUUCAGCCCAACACGAUUGCCAUGGUGCCCACACACGGCUACGUCAACUCAACGAAUUACAGCCCUGAUUCGAUCCGGUGGUUGGACUUUGUUGCUGCUUCGGAAGGCAUUGCCAUUCAACAUGCGUUGAACGGUUCCGGAGAGCACAGAAUCGCCGGAAUCUCGGUAGACGGUUUCUGCCAAGCAACACAAACCGUCUAUCAGUUUCAGGGCUGUUUCUUCCACGGGUGUAGUUCCUGUUAUGACGGUGAUGUCAUUCAUCCACUAAAAGGGGUUUCCAUGACAACGUUGCGAGAGAAAACGGAAGAGACCACACGAAAGCUUCGCACCCAGGGUUUCCACGUCAUAGAAAUGUGGGAGCAUGAGUUUCAGAGAGAAAAAGAGGAAAAUCCAGAUCUCCAAGCUUUCCUGGAGCAACACCAUCUGAGGGACCGGCUUAAUCCUCGAGAGUCAUUUUUCGGAGGACGGACCAAUGCCCUCAAAUUGUUCCACGAGGGAGACGCUAAAUAUGUGGAUUUCACAUCCCUCUAUCCAUGGGUGAACAAAUAUUGCGUCUACCCUGUGGGACAUCCAACAAUCAUCACGGAAAGCUUUGGGGAUAUAGAAAAUUACUUUGGACUUAUCCAAUGCCGUGUGAUUCCUCCACGGAACCUCUAUCUUCCGGUACUGCCCUAUCGGUGUAGGAAGAAGCUCAUGUUCCCCCUGUGUCGGACUUGCGCCUUUCUACAGUCUCAGUCUUCCUGUACCCACACAGACGAUGAAAGAGCUCUUGUCGGAACGUGGGUAUCGGAAGAAGUCAAGCUGGCGAUAAAGAAAGGUUACCGCGUCACACAUAUUUACGAAGUGUACUAUCAUUUCAAAGAAUCGUCUACUUCCCUGUUUCGUUCCUACAUUGAUCUCUUUCUGAAGAUCAAACAGGAAAGUAGCGGAUGGCCUUCGGAGUGUGUGACGCCUGAAGACCAAAUUAAAGUAUAUUCGCCAGUAUGA